Molecule: messenger RNA, 669 nt
Organism: Tarenaya hassleriana
Lineage: Eukaryota; Viridiplantae; Streptophyta; Magnoliopsida; Brassicales; Cleomaceae
Product: transcription factor TCP12
Exons: 1
Coding region: 1-669 (222 amino acids)
Source: RefSeq, a predicted model, not a curated record
AUGAGGUUAUCUACUGUGGUUGCUCACAAGUUCUUCCAUCUCCAAGACUUGUUGGGUUUCGAUAAGGGAAGCAUGACAAUAGCUUGGUUACUCUCCGUGUCCGAGGCCUCGAUCAUGCAGCUCCUGGGAAGCGUGUCUGCACCAAGACACGGAGGAGGACAAGAACAUGGAUAUGUCGGAAACGAAACGGUUGAACUCGAAGCUCAAGAGGGUACGGCCGGAAUUAGGAGGACGAGAAGAAGGACAACAAAGAUUGUGCAGAGGCCGACGAGGACCAAGGAAUCAAGAAACGAGGCGAGGAGACGGGCUCGCGAGAGAACGAUGACCAAGCGGAGGAACAUCAGAUCGGGAUCAGCCUUUGGAAUGAUGUCCGGAGCAUUUUGUCAUCGUCAAGAAACCAACUCUGAUGAUUCGGGCCGGCAGUUAGGUUCCCACGGUACUUCAAAAGAAACACAGGAGGAUCUUUGUCCUAAUUGGAGCCAAGAAACAAGACUCGAUAUGGAAGAACAAAGCCAAGAACAAGGGUUGCUAAAUUUCCUAGAGUGUCAAAUGGAUGCACUCCGCAGUAUCGAGAAGUUUCUUGGGAUUGAUAGUGAAUCAAGCUAUUCAUCGAUCUCGGGAGAUUCAACGAGGAAGAAUUCCGAGGAAUCUCACAGGGUUCUUCCUUGA